AUGCUUCUUCUCGACUACCAGAAUGUGCUGAUUCAAUCAGUGCUGACUGAGAGGUUCUCCGGCUCCCCUCCCGUCUCCAUCGACCAGACCGUAUCCGACUUCGACGGCGUCAUCUUCCAUAUCUCCACACCAGAGGUCAAGACGAAGAUUCUUGUAUCAAUUCAAAUAAAAUGCUACCGAGAUCUUGUCAAGUACGGCGCGGAGCAGGUCCUCAACCGCGAGUAUGGCGAAUACGUAGUGCCCCCGGAGCCAGGCUACGACUUCUCCAUCUUGAUUGAUCUCGAGAACCUCCCCGCUGAUAAGGAAGCCCGUGACGAGCUUGUCAAGAAGGUCUCCCUGCUCAAGCGCAACGCUAUGGCCGCACCAUUUGAGCAUGCCUACGAGGAACAUUACAAGCUGAAGGAGGCUGCGUCCAAGUACACGUCCGAGGAAGCCCCACAGGGUGUGCGGGAGGGCGGAGAGGUCAUGGCCAUCCACUAUCGAGAGGAGGAGGCUAUAUAUGUCAAGUCAAGCCACGAUAGGGUCACUGUGAUCUUCAGCACCAUCUUCAGAGAAGAGACGGAUCGAGUGUUUGGCAAGGUCUUUAUACAGGAAUUCGUGGAUGCUAGGCGGCGGGCUAUUCAGAAUGCACCUCAGGUGCUAUUCCGGACCGAUCCGCCUCUGGAAUUGCAGGGCGUACCAGGGGUGCAGGACACUGGCACGGGUGAGGUGGGCUACGUGACAUUUGUCUUGUUCCCUCGGCAUCUGACGCCUCAACGGAUGCCCGAUGUCAUCUCACACAUUCAGACUUUCCGAGACUACUUCCACUACCACAUUAAAGCCUCAAAGGCGUACAUCCAUUCGCGAAUGAGACGGCGCACAGCGGAUUUCCUCCAAGUUCUCCGCAGAGCCAGGCCAGACAGCGAGGAGAAGGAGCGCAAGACCGCCAGCGGGCGGACGUUCAAGGUCCAAGGCGCAUGAGUGCUAGGUCGAUCGACUCUUAUUAGCUAGAUCUUACUGCAGUAUUCAAACUCAAGUGUGCGUAGUCGAGGAUUUGAAGGGAGCUGAGAAGGGGAUGUCAGUGCUAUAGAUAAGAUUACGUGCAAAGUCGAUGGUGCGACUGCUAAUGGAGAAAAGCAACGC
Molecule: messenger RNA, 1122 nt
Organism: Cryphonectria parasitica EP155
Lineage: Eukaryota; Fungi; Ascomycota; Sordariomycetes; Diaporthales; Cryphonectriaceae
Product: P34-Arc-domain-containing protein
Exons: 6
Coding region: 1-960 (319 amino acids)
Biological process (GO): Arp2/3 complex-mediated actin nucleation; actin filament polymerization
Cellular component (GO): actin cytoskeleton; Arp2/3 protein complex
Molecular function (GO): actin filament binding; structural constituent of cytoskeleton
Source: RefSeq, a predicted model, not a curated record